CUGGAAACUAUGGUUAAUUCUGAGAAGGGAGCCUUAGUGCUUGUGUGUCGCACCCCAUUCCGGGGGAUGGGGGGUCAGCCCAGAUUCAGCAGGGAAUCCUCCCUGGUAGCUGCUACGAAUCGAGGACAACCGUGAUAAAGGAAGACUGGGGAGAGAAGAGCUGAGCUGAGCCAAGAGGGGUGGGCGAAGAGGAAGACAAAGUCCCAAGAUGGGUAGGCGCAGGAUGUAAAGGCAAAAGUUCCAGUUGGUCCACAUGCUUAGGAAAAAAAAAAAAAUGGCAUUAUCUACACAUUGCCUAACAACUUGUGAGAAAAUUGACAACUAGACAAGUGUCACCCAGAGCCAUCUUCUCAGCAUGAUUCAGAUCUCUGCAGAUGCAGUGAGCUGGGCCCCAGGACGCCCCAGCCACCCUGACACACCACCCAACAUCUAUGAGGGAGGGCUGGGGGCCCAGCAGCAGCAGGGCCCCGGUGCCCAGGGAAGCAAGCCCAAGAACUUCCGAUUGCGUCACCUCCGGAGCCUGGCUCUCUACCUGCCAGGCCACAUGCAGCCUGCUGGUCAAUGUGGAAGCCACUGGCUAGGCCGGCUCAUGGCUGGGGGCAGCCUGCCGAGGCCUGAAGGCUCGGCCUGGCCCCUGGACCUGCCACAGGGGACCCUGGGUCCAGGUAACAGCCAUUGCUCAACCCUUCUGGAAGCCCAACUGCCCAGGGACAGCCUGGGAAAUACAGCUUCCAGUUCCAGCAUGGACCCAGCCAAGGGUGUCCCCUCCCAGUCUGGUCCCCCUGAGGGCUUGGGACUCAGGCCCAAGAGGUCCUGGAGAGCCUUGGAGGAGACCAUGUGUCCCUUGUGCAAGAGAACCCGCUCUGGGGCCUUGGAGAGGACAUAAGGAUCCAAAGUGCCAGGGCUGGGGACAGUAGGGGAAGAGUGGCCGAGGAGGAGGCCAGGUUUACUGAGAAGGGUUCAGUCCCAGCAGUAGCCCUUCCCACUGAGAUGGCCCCAUAGUUGCCCAGCACCAGACCUGGGCUAGUCUGGGGAAAAGGAUGAGGGAGGGAGGAGGAAGUCCCAUGGGAGGGACAGAAGAAAUGGAAGCAUACCCGUGCCCUUGCAGCCUGCCCAAACUCCGGUCAGCCACUUGUACCUGGGAGGCCAGGCCGAGCAGAGUCGGGUUCCUGAGAGGCCAGGGAGUCCUCAGGUCUAACCUCAGUAAAAGCCAAGGCCUACACACCUUCUUGUCUGUCUGUCAUCAAGUCAAUCCAGUCAAAACCACCCUGGAGCCAUUCAAGGGAGCUAUCCUGGGGGUACACAAGAGAGUCAUGAGCCAGGUCCAGGGAGGCUUUGUAGGGGAGCCCCUGAACAUGAUAGCUCUGGAAGGCAGGCAGGGUCUCAUUAUGCCUGAACACAGGGCAUGGCAUUCCUGGGACAAAGGGAUGAAAUGCGGGUUUGGUUUAGAGGGAACCAGGAGGGGUCCAACCAAGGUAGGCAUGUUGGCCUGGACCCCACACUGCUCCUAUCGAGGGAUUAGAUGACGUUAUGGCCCCACAGGAACCCAUCAGGAUGGCCACAGGCCUUCUUCCAUCUGUACUAGACUUCAGGUACCUGGGUGUUGACGACCUUGGGUAUUAUUAACAUUUGGGACUGGAUCAAGUCUUUGUUGUGGGCCCAUUCUGUGCCCUGGAAGAUGUUUUGUAGCCUCCCAAUAAUGCCAGCAGUACCCUCCUCCAGGCUGUGACCACAUAGAUUGUCUCCAGAGACUUACCCACUGUUUGGGAGCAGAGCCAUAGCCUCCGUCGACCAUGAGCCUGCAUGACUCUUGGAGUCUUAGAGGCUAUGAUGGAGAUGGGGGCAGAAGGGCUAGGGAAGAGAAAUACAGUUUCACACUCGGACCAGGUUCUAGCUCAAAGCUGAGAGCCAGGGUGCGGGUAUGAACUGAUGGGCAGCUGCUAAGGGCCUUUAACAAACAGCCCAGUUACUGCUUUCAGCAGUUGACACCCUCCCCAGGCUCACACUCCUCUGCAGGACAGUGGCCUGCAGGACUGAGGUACCAGGAAGCCUGCAGCAAGGGAGCUCCCAGCCCUCAGCCCUAGUCCAAAGCACCAAGUGUGAGAGCCAGCUACUAGUGACAGGAGGAGACGAGUGAAAUUAUUUAUUUGUUUGUAACGAGACUACACACUAGGAUGCGUUCAACACUGGGCUGGACACUGCAGUAAUUAGGGACAGGAGGGAGGAAAGACAGGUCGAGGACUUUGAGUUGGAUUUAAGAAUAUCCAAGUCAGAACCUUCUGGAAGACCAUACAGGGCAGAAAUGAAAAUCACAUGAUCACCACUGACUGAAAAGGGAGGGAACACAGGGCUGGGCCUCAGCACACAACAGAAACCAGUCAGGACACCAGCCACCUGCUGGCCAGUUCUGUUGAGGAAGGGGAAUGCUUUUCCUGCAUUGGCCUUCCUGCUUUGUGAGGACCCUUCCUUCUCUGAGGCCAAGCAGCCUUGGGCUGGCUCUAGGGCCUGACAGCCCUAAUCCAGGAGAUGCUGAGGGAGGGAAGCCUGUCAAUAGAGCUGUUCCUAAUCAGUCUGGCACAGUGAGGGGCUGUGAGGACGCCCUGCAAGGGCACCUGUGAUACUGCAGCAAUACUGGGCAGGACUCUGGGGACACAAGGGAGGGACGCUGCAGGUUCAGUUCACGGCACUGACAAGAGCCUCUGCCUCAGGGCUGCAGGUCCACAGGCGCCAACUGCCCUCUGCUCCCAGGGCCGAGUCUCAUGAGUCCACAGUAGCAGAGAUGCCCAAUGCAGAGCUCAGCAUCCCCCUGUCUGCAUUUGGCCAGUCCUUGAAGCUUCAGCUUCUAGAAGGAUGAUCAAGAGAGGAACCCAGAAGCCAACAGCUCCCAGUUCUUGGCCCAGCUCCCAGUGCAGGUCAGCUAUAUGGAACAUGCCGGUUUCGACAGGCAGGAUGAUCCUUCUGGACAACAGGAAACGGAGCAGGAGGCCUGAGGAACAAGGAACCGUCCAUCUAACUGUCUAUGGAGAGGGCUGACUCCUGAAGCUUACGUUCUUGUGAAGGGCCAGUCCCACUCUUUCUCCCCAGUCUCCAGCCUUUCGUGAAAAACUGCUCCCACUGUCUAAGCUGCUUUAGGGCAUUCCUAUAAAAAAAAACCCUGGCAUUCUCUUUGCUGUGCCUCUUU
Molecule: messenger RNA, 3181 nt
Organism: Onychomys torridus (southern grasshopper mouse)
Lineage: Eukaryota; Metazoa; Chordata; Mammalia; Rodentia; Cricetidae
Gene: C8H16orf90
Product: chromosome 8 C16orf90 homolog
Exons: 4
Coding region: 356-886 (176 amino acids)
Source: RefSeq, a predicted model, not a curated record